This is a messenger RNA of Nycticebus coucang (slow loris), 3926 nucleotides long. It is a transcript of the gene FARP2, whose product is annotated as FERM, ARH/RhoGEF and pleckstrin domain protein 2. Lineage: Eukaryota; Metazoa; Chordata; Mammalia; Primates; Lorisidae. Gene Ontology annotation, molecular function: cytoskeletal protein binding; guanyl-nucleotide exchange factor activity. The coding region runs from base 265 to 3480 and encodes 1071 amino acids. The record is from RefSeq and is a predicted model, not a curated record. Gene Ontology annotation, cellular component: cytoskeleton. The transcript has 29 exons.
GGCCACGGCCGGGGCGCGAGAGGCUGGGCUGGGCCUCUCCAGUGGGGCGGUGAAGCCAGAGGCCCGAGGCUAGGGCCGGGCAGGCGCGGAGGCCGCGGCCCACCAGAGAAAGUCGGCGUCCGGCCUUGGAAGGCCUUUGUGAGGCGGCGGCAGCUCCCAGUCUGGUCCGGGGGACUGUCAGCAGACUUCCAGGCUCCUUCUGUACCCAGUCCUUUCCCAAAGAGGAAGUUGAUAAAAGUGUUUCUUCAUCUUAGCUGGUGAAGCAUGGGGGAAAUAGAAGGGACAUACAGAGCCCUGCAGGCUGCAGGGACACGCUUGAGCACCCAGACCCCCGUGGGAGUCAGCACCCUAGAGCCUGGGCAGGCUCUCCCACCUCGAGUGCAGGAGAAGCACGUGCACACCAGAGUGAAGCUGCUGGACAACACUGUGGAAAUAUUUGACAUUGAGCCCAAAUGGGAUGGACAGGUACUACUGACACAAGUUUGGAAGCGUUUGAACCUGUUAGAGUGUGACUACUUCGGGCUGGAGUUUCAGAACAUCCGAUGCUGCUGGAUUUGGCUUGAACCCAUGAAACCCAUCAUUAGGCAAAUACGAAGGCCAAAGAAUGCAGUGCUCCGUCUGGCAGUAAAAUUCUUCCCACCUGAUCCUGGUCAGCUGCAGGAAGAGUACACGAGGUAUUUGUUUGCCUUGCAACUUAAGAGAGACCUGCUGGAGCAGCGUUUAACCUGUGCCGAAACCACAGCAGCCCUGCUAACAUCCCAUCUUCUGCAGUCUGAAAUAGGAGAUUAUGAUGAAACGCUGGAUCGAGAGCACCUCAAAGCCAAUGAGUAUUUGCCCAGCCAGGAGCGCUCUGUGGAGAAGAUACUAGAAUUCCACCGGAAGCAUGUGGGCCAGACACCUGCUGAGUCAGAUUUCCAGGUGCUUGAAAUUGCUCGCAAGUUAGAAAUGUAUGGCAUCAGAUUCCACACAGCUUCUGACAGAGAAGGCUCCAAGAUCAACCUGGCGGUUUCCCACAUGGGUGUUCUCGUGUUCCAGGGGACCACCAAAAUCAACACCUUCAACUGGUCUAAGGUUCGUAAACUAAGCUUCAAGAGGAAACGGUUUCUUAUCAAACUCCAUCCAGAGGUUCAUGGACCUUACCAGGACACAUUAGAAUUUUUAUUGAGUAGUAGAGAUGAAUGUAAGAACUUCUGGAAGAUUUGUGUGGAAUAUCACACUUUUUUUAGACUUUUUGAUCAACCUAAGCCUAAAGCAAAAGCUGUCUUCUUCAGCCGGGGCUCUUCCUUCAGAUACAGUGGAAGAACUCAGAGACAACUAGUAGAUUAUUUCAAAGAUGGUGGAACAAGAAGAAUUCCUUAUGAAAGAAGGCACAGCAAGGCUCCGAUGUCUGUCCGUGCACUGACUGCAGAUGUGCCGAAACAGAACAUCUCGUUUAUGGAAGGAUUGAGGACUUCUGCCUCCCCAUCUUCAGCAAAUGCCUCCUUUUACUCACUCCCUGCCUCUCCCUUGACUCCUGCCAGCCUGCCCAGUGUCGAGGACACCAGCAGCUCCUGCGCAGACCUCCAGGGUCCCCACACCAGGAGUCCAACUGCAGGGAUGAGCAGUGGAGCCCUGGCCAGAGGCCCCGAUGUGCACUCAGCCCCAGCCCCCAGAUCCCCCACGCUGCAGCCUGGUUCAGGCCUUGCCGGGGAUAAUCCUCAGCCUUCUCCCUCCAGCCAGAAGAGCCCCCUGAGCCUGAGCCCUGUGUUCCAAGUGACUCUGGGCCCAGCGGAGCAGGGCGCACACCCACUCCUGACCCAUGUCCUCAGCGACGCUGGCGAAGCCAGAGUGGAUGACGACGAGGAGCCAAAACCCAAGCGCAUGUCUGGGGACGAGGCCUAUUUCAUAGCAAAGGAGAUUCUUGCUACAGAACGAACAUAUGUGAAAGAUUUAGAAGUUAUUACUGUGUGGUUCCGCAGUGCAGUGGUGAAGGAGGACGCCAUGCCUGCAGCACUGAUGACUCUGCUCUUCUCCAACGUGGACCCCAUCUACGAGUUCCACAGAGGCUUCCUGCAUGAGGUGGAGCAGAGGCUGGCGCUCUGGGAAGGGCCCUCAGAUGUCCACACCAAAGGUGGUCAUCAGCGAAUCGGGGACAUCCUGCUCAGGAGCAUGCGACAGUUAAAGGAGUUUACCAGCUAUUUCCAAAGACACGAUGAGGUUCUGACAGAACUGGAAAAGGCCACCAAACGCUUUCGGAGGCUGGAGGCCGUGUACAAGGAGUUUGAGCUCCAGAAGGUGUGCUACCUGCCACUGAACGCAUUCCUGCUGAAGCCCACCCAGCGCCUGGUGUACUACCGCCUGCUGCUGAGCCGGCUGUGUGGGCACUACUCACCUGGGCACCCUGACUACACCGACUGCCAUGAUGCCCUCCAGGCCAUCACAGAGGUGACCUGCACACUCCAGCACAGCCUUGCCCGGCUAGAGAACCUCCAGAAGCUGAUGGAGCUGCAGCGGGACCUUGUGGGCAUAGAGAAUCUCAUUGCUCCCAGCAGGGAGUUCAUCCGUGAGGGCUGCCUGCACAAGCUAACCAGGAAGGGCCUACAGCAGAGGAUGUUCUUUCUGUUCUCAGAUAUGCUGCUGUACACGAGCAGAAGUGUCUCGGGGACCAGCCGCUUCCAUAUCCGGGGCCUCCUUCCACUCCGAGGCAUGCUGCUAAUAGUACUGGACCCCCCGGUGGAGGAAAGUGAGAGUGAGUGGUCAGCUCCACACUGCUUCACUAUCUAUGCAGCUCAGAAGACAAUCGUGGUGGCAGCCAGCACUCGUCUGGAAAAGGAGAAGUGGAUGAUUGACUUGAACGCCGCAAUCCAAGCAGCCAAGGGCAGUGGCGACGUGUCCCCUGCACUGCCAGGCAGGGCCGCAUGUGUCCCCACCCACAGGCCCUCUGACCCAGCAUCCCUGGAGGAGUCAGAAGAAGGUGCCCAGAGCACUCACAGCUCACUUGAGAGGCAGGGCCAGCACCGGGCCAACACCACUAUGCACGUGUGCUGGUACCGGAACACCAGCGUGUCCAGAGCAGACCACAGUGCGGCUGUUGAGAACCAGCUUUCAGGGUAUCUGCUGAGAAAGUUCAAGAACAGCAGUGGCUGGCAGAAGCUGUGGGUAGUCUUCACCAACUUCUGUUUGUUCUUCUACAAAACUCACCAGGAUGACUGCCCCCUGGCCAGCCUCCCGCUGCUGGGCUAUAGUGUGAGCUUCCCAAGGGAGGCCGAUGGUAUCCACAAAGACUACGUCUUCAAACUCCAGUUCAAAUCCCACAUCUACUUCUUCCGGGCUGAGAGCAAGUACACAUUUGAGAGGUGGGUGGAGGUGAUUGAGAGGGCCAGCAGUUCGCCAGGAAGGCCCCAGAGCCUGGAGCAGGAGUGCUCACGUCCCUCCUCGGGGCCAGGAGGAAUAAAGCUCAUCCUGCCCAGAGAGGACACACCACAGAACAGUGGGAUGUGAAGCAGCCAUAUCCUCCUCAAACCAAGCUGAAAAACUGUAGGAGACAGCUGUGUUCCCCGCCCCGUCAUCAGGUCUGCUGGGCACUGACAGUGCAGGCGGGCCUCACAGUGACAUCUGGGGCUAUAGCCCUCUGGGGCACUGAGGAGGGGAAGUAGGUCUCAAGCUUGGUGUUACAGGCCCCUGGCCUAGGACAAAACUGGGGCAGGCGACACCCGCCCGCCCUGCAGUGCUUGCCACUCCUGCCCUCCCCGUCUAUAGUCCCAGACCUACAAUGGAACCCAUUGGCCUAUAGGUUGCCACUCAGUGAGUCUGGAGAAGCAGAAGCCUGCGUCCCUGUGUGGCCCCUGGAAGUGUGGGGGCCUCGUAUUUAUUAGCAUCCCCAUGUUCCCUCCAGUGGGGAGCUAACAUGUGACCCUUUGUUCCCACCUAAUUAUAAAUAAACAGCA